AUGGACCCGCAAGAACCUUAUCAUAAGUUCCAAUGCAAGCACAAAUUAGUAGUGCCAGAUAUGUUCAAGUAUAUACUUGAUGGAUUUGGCAAGUUGAGCAUGGGCAAUGAAAUGGGUAAUAACAACACGACAUCUGCUCUCAAUGAGGAAGCUAAUUCAAGCGAAGCUGAGAAAAAAACUUUUAAUGAGGAAGUGAGAGCAGAGAGCAAGGAAGGAGAAAGUCAGAAAAUCUCUGCUGCUAAAGGCAGUGAUGAUGAAACAAAAGCUGAUGGAUUGGCUUCAAAUGAUAGGAAUGAACCUGGAAAUGAGACAUUGAAAGGCGAUAUUCUUGGAGAUGGUAAGAAGGGAGAGAAUCAGACAGCCCCAACAUCGGAAGCCAGAUGUCAAAUAGAAGAAACUGCAAUGGCUUCUGAUGAUGCAAUAGUUGAACCUGGAAAAGAUACACUUGAAGAAGACAGUCAUGCAGAUGAUGUAAAAGGGCCAAAUCAAAUGAUCCCAACGGCUGAUAAUGAAAAUGUUGAAGAGAAAGCUAGAGGAUUGACUACUGUUGAAUCGGCGAUCAUGCUUGAGAAUGAUUCACCAAAAAGUGAUACUCAUGGAGAUGUUGUAAUCGUAGAAAGUCAAAUGCCUCCUGCAGUUGAAGUUGAAGAUGUUCUGAAUGAUGAUAGGUCACUGGUUUCUAAUGAUGUGCCAAAUGAGCUUGAAAAUGCCAUAGAGGAAGGAAAUGCCUGUGAAGACGAUAAAAAUGGAGAUCAUCAAAAUCAUCCAUCCACCGAAGAAACUCAUUAUAAUGAUGAACCACGUGAAAAUGCAAUGGAUCCUAUUUCCAGAGACUCGGAUGGUUCAGGAAAAGCUACCAACUUGUCUUCUGAUGAUCAAGCUAAUGUCAAAGAUUCCUUUUCCGAUUCAGGGAAUCAAAUAACUGAAAUCAUUCAACUUGAAAUGUAUCCAAAUGCUGGAAUGGCAGAUAAAGGAGCUGAGAACUGUAAAACCCUGUCAGAGUUUUCGUUGAAAAGUACUGAAGAAUAUGACGGGCAAAUAGAUCUAUGUAAGGAUCAGCCUGUUGCAUAUGAUCACCACCUUGAUGAAGAGUCUUCAAUAAAACAAGAGGAAGAGAACACUGUCGUUUCAACAUCAAAUGAUGUAGAACUUCAAGAAUCAUCACAGAUACAUUCUUUGCAUGUUGAGUUUGGUGAAGUUCUUGAAGAACCAUCACUUCAAGGCAGUGAAUCACUGAAAAGAAGUGAUCUUUCUGAUACUGAUACCCUCCCUUUAAUGGAUGAUGAUAUCAGUUCAGAUAAAGAAAAGGACAGCCAAGAAAACGUGUUAUGUGGAGUCAGCUCUGAAGGCGGAGAAAGAGAUGAAUCAGGAAGUAGAGAGAGACGUGCUUCGGAGAUAACAGAUAAUUUUUCUAGCAUCAAUGAAAAGAGCGAUUGCAGUCUAUUGGCCGAGGCCAAUUGUAUUACCGAUCAUUCUGUGGAUUCACCACCAGAAUCCAAUGAUAUGUAUAAGGGACCACUGUUUGACAGUGAGAAAAUGUGUAAGGAGCUUCAAGAAGACAGAAAAUCGAACCUAAGAGGAUCAGAAAUGGAGAAUUCACAAGAUUUUCAGGCUGACAUCAUCAAUAGAAGGUCUAAUGGAGAAGAGAAUGUAGUUCUUGCUGGGGUUGUUCAUGGGAUAGGCGAAACAGAUCAAGUUGAGGAAAAAUUUACUGAGAAUGGACACCGAUUUGAUGCGUGCAUUAAUAACAACACAAAUUCAAAUGAAAUCAGCACUACUCUAGUUCAACAAGGUUUUAUGGUUCCUGAAGCUGAAGGAGAUGGACUUAUCCCAGGCCCAGCAGUUGUAAAUUGCAGACCUGAACAGGAAAAGAAUUAUGAGGAGAAAGUUCUUGACGAAAUAGAGAAAAGGCCAGAGGCUAAGCCGUUAAAAGACUCAGAUGGGAACGACAUGUCAGAACAAUUUGACUCUCAUCUUUUAACUUCAGGUCAAAAAGAAUCUCAGACCCUGCAGAAUUCUUGUUCUAUGUUACCUAUACCUAGACAUCAAGACGACAAUGUCAGCCAAACCAAGAUCUUUACUUUUGCCAACCUGCAAGCUUCAGAUCACCAAGAGGGCAACACUGAUCUUCAAAUUUGA
This is a messenger RNA of Neltuma alba, 2139 nucleotides long. RefSeq lists its product as uncharacterized. The transcript is spliced from 6 exons. The record is from RefSeq and is a predicted model, not a curated record. Lineage: Eukaryota; Viridiplantae; Streptophyta; Magnoliopsida; Fabales; Fabaceae. Bases 1 to 2139 code for a protein of 712 amino acids.